Molecule: messenger RNA, 939 nt
Organism: Salvelinus fontinalis (brook trout)
Lineage: Eukaryota; Metazoa; Chordata; Actinopteri; Salmoniformes; Salmonidae
Product: UPF0390 protein zgc136864-like
Exons: 3
Coding region: 53-355 (100 amino acids)
Source: RefSeq, a predicted model, not a curated record
GCCCAUCUGCAUCCGGUCUGGAACAAUACGGUGAAAACAGCUUCGAGGCAAGAUGGCGCAAGGUAAACAGAAGUUCAAAGCGCAACCCGGUGGAGCCAAGAAACCUCAAAAAAUCAAAGGUCCCAGAAAAGGAGGGAGGACGAUUGCACCAAAGAAGGUGAAAGUGGUACAGCAACAGCAGUUGAAGAAGGGCCUGGAGGUGGCGAUCAGGAACAAGAUAGAGGAAGAGGUGACUCACAGAGCCAGUACUAAACUCCACAAGAGGCUGAGUGUUGUGAAGGGAGCGGAGGUGAAACCAACCCCCUCUAAAGGAAACAAUCAUCCCAGCCACCCUGCACCCAGCACCUCCAAAUAAACACACUCUGUUAGUCUGUCUGCUCUGACUGGUUUCGCUGUGCUAGAUAGAAGUUAAUUAUGGCUCCCAAAUGGCACCCUAUUCCCUAUAUAGUGUUGUACUUUUUGAACGGGGGCCCAUACGGCUCUAAAGUAGUGCACUGUCUAAAGUAGUGCACUGUAUAUUGAGUAGGGUGGCAUUUGGAACGCAUACAAUGUGUUUGGCACUACUGCUAGGUGAAUGGACUGACAUGAAGUCAUAUACCUCUAUUGACGGCUGAGGAGUGUAAUAUCCAAGUCUCCAAUAGAUGGUGCUAUAGUAGUCAGUUUUGGUGAGUUUACUGGUAGACUUGGCUGCUUGCUAUCGCCUCGAGGAGACAAGGAAAGGAGACGAGGAACGUGAGGAUGCCACAGAAGAAUAUUGAGAUGCACCCUAGAUAGUCAACGGUCUACAUUUGUGAUCUCUGUCGUGUAUAUUGAAGGGGCCAUCGAGCAUUUUUUGUGUGAUUCUUGUCUUGUGUUGCACUGUCUUCAGAACUGAGACACUAGUUUCUCCCAUAUACUGUAUUCCAAUGCAAAGGGCGUGAAUAAAAGCUGUGGACAUUU